Molecule: messenger RNA, 3981 nt
Organism: Podarcis raffonei (Aeolian wall lizard)
Lineage: Eukaryota; Metazoa; Chordata; Lepidosauria; Squamata; Lacertidae
Product: RNA binding protein fox-1 homolog 1-like
Exons: 12
Coding region: 114-1190 (358 amino acids)
Biological process (GO): nervous system development; regulation of alternative mRNA splicing, via spliceosome
Cellular component (GO): cytoplasm; nucleus
Molecular function (GO): mRNA binding
Source: RefSeq, a predicted model, not a curated record
ACCGUCCCAUCUGCCACUCAGCACUCCCUCAGCUGGUGCCAAAGCCGUUUGGACAGAGGUGCUUUUGACUCCUUUUGGGACUGGGUGGUUGGGCCCUGACUUUAUUAUGUGCCAUGCUCUCCCCUCCAGCUGUGGUUUUGCACCCCUACAGCCUGCCUGUCUACCCACCGGCACCCCAGUGUUACUCCGGGCUGGUUCAGGGUAGUCCAGAUGCAGCGGUACCGCCAGCGGAUGCCAUGACACAGACGUUCCCAGCUCAGUACCCUCCGCCGCCACCCCAGGCCCGGCUGCCUCCGCAAUACCAUCUCCACAGCACCCCUUCAGAGUACCCAUCCCCAACAGCGCCGGAUCAUAGCCUUCGUAUCUUCCCCGAACAGGGAACGGCUGCGCCAGAGCCCCUGCCUCUGCCCCCACCGCCUGCGCCGGAAGAAGCCCCUGCGCCUGAGCUGACCCCCGAGGCAGAGGAAGCAGAAAACAGCGAGAACAAGGCCCAGCCCAAACGCCUGCAUGUGUCAAACAUCCCCUUCCGCUUCCGUGACCCAGACCUGCGGCAGAUGUUUGGGCAAUUUGGAAAGAUCCUGGAUGUGGAGAUCAUCUUCAACGAGCGUGGCUCCAAGGGUUUUGGCUUUGUCACCUUUGAAAACAGUCAGGAUGCCGACCGGGCGCGGGAGAAGCUGAACAGCAGCAUUGUGGAAGGAAGGAAGAUUGAGGUCAACAACGCCACAGCCCGUUUAGUCACCAAGAAACCACCGGCAGCACCAGUGGUGAAUGGAUGGAAGAUCAAUCCUAUGGUUGGCGCUGUCUAUGCCCCGGACCUCUACACAGUGGCGAGCAUCCCUUACCCCAUGAUGGCACCAGCUGCCCUGGCAUAUCGUGGGGCUCUGCGAGGGCGUGGCCGAGCUGCCAUCUAUAAUCCCAUUCGAGCAGCUCCUGCUCCGUCUCCAGUUCCAGCCUAUGGCAGUGUGCUCUAUCCAGACAGUCUGUACGGCUCUGACCUCUACGGUUAUCCUGCAGCUUACAGAGUGGCCCAGACGCCUGCAGCUGCAGCAACAGCAACAGCUUAUAGCGAUGGGUAUGGACGGGUCUACACUACCGCUGACCCCUAUCACCACACCGUGACCCCCGCCUAUGGAGUCGGUGCCAUGGCCAGCUUGUACCGAGGAGGAUGCAACCGUUUCACUCCGUACUGAGGGACCAAGCGCUGGCGCUGAGCAUCUCGGAGGCACCUGUGAGCUGAUGGCACAGGUGGUGGGACCUGGCGCUGAGAACCUUGCGUGUGUUUGUGUGUGUGGUGUAUAUGUGUGUGAGAGGAAGGCAGGCAGGUGAUCGGUGAAGAUACCUCUCAAGCAGCAGGACACGAAUUCUGGGUGACAGUCAAAUGACGACAGCUCAGGUGUUUCCUCCAGUCUCUUCAAAGCCUUCGUCGUUACUCACAAAUUCUGGCCUCUCCUGUGUUUUGCUGUUGGGCAGAGGCCAGCGGUUGGAAGGUCGACACAAUUCAGAUGCAGGGCAAACUGAAAACGGGCUACCACAGCUAGGUUACAGGAUUGGCAAGGUGCAUAGAAUGAAAUCCAGUUCAUUUUGCGGCAGUGGGGCAAGCUAAGGCCUAGGCAAAAGCCAUUCCCUGGAGUUCUCUGUGAUAGAGUAGAUCUCCUUUGUGUCCUUCCACCACAACCAUAAACCAGUUUAAAUAGUUAUGGCGCCUGAUUAUGGAACCCUGAGGAGGUUUGGAGAUUCAAGGAUAGAAUAGUGUAUUCUUUCAACCAAGGAUAAUCAGGCCCUUCGAUUUUGGCAGAUGGACUGGGGAACUGUGAGAACAGAAACGGAUUCCAGACUAGUUUUGGAUUUCAAUUCACCUACACUAUAACACGUGCAUCAGUUAUGGCUUCCCUAAGAAUCCUGGGAAGUGUAGUUUUGAAAAUGCUGAGAAUUCUCUGCUUGUGGUUCCUAAGCCUGUCCCAGGCCACAAUUCCCAGGGUUCCCUGGGGUAUAGUGUCCCCCCCCCCCGUGUUAUAGAUCUGUCAUAUGGUUUAGUGAGCGGAGGUUCAGAAUCAUCGAUGCAAGGGGUGGACUUUGGUAAUCUUUUGUAAUAUGGCACCCUGUGCAAGGCCAAAAAAUGGCACCCCCAAAUUGAUCUUCUCAAUUCUGGAUCUUCUCAGUUUUGCACCCCCUUGGCUUGGCGCCCUUGCAGAGGAUCUGCCCGUACCACCCUAAAUCUGGUGCUGAUCUGUCUCUAUCUGUCUCUGGAGUUCUCCCCUUCCUUCUCUCAUUCCCUGUCCUUUCCCUCCUCUUUGAUUGCUCUUUUAUAAAUAUAUAUUUUCUUCAUGCCUCACUCAUACUGUAUUCUUUUGUGCUGUCCUGUACUUCUGAUCUGCUUUGGGUAUCAGCUCAUGAUAGGUAGCGGCUCAAACCAGCCUCUUACUUUUGUGUGAAAACUUUGAGACUAUUUUUUUUAUCAAAGUCAGGGGUAAAUCACAGUAUAUUUUUAUAAAUGUUACUUCCCUAUUUUUUAUUCUUUCGUGAAUCUAUCUAUAGUGGACCCUCCGGAUACGAACUUAAUUCGUUCCAGGGGUCUGUAUGUACCCAGAAAAGUCUGCACCUAGAAGUGCUGCCUCUGCGCAUGCGCGCGGUGCGAUAGAACGCUUCUGUGGAUGCACGCAGAGUGCUUCUGUGCAUGUGCAAAGCACACAGAAUUUGCUUCCAGGUUUGCCACAUUCACAACCCAAAAGUUAAGUUACCUGAAGGUAACAUAACAUGAGGGUCCACUGUAUAUCUAAUGGCCAUGAUGCAGUAAAAUGGCUUUGUGUGCAGGGUUUAGUAGCAGAAGUUUUCCUUGCACAGAAAAAGCAAAUGAACUCAAGCAGGGGUUCUAUGCCACGUGACCCUGUUCAACAAUCAGGCGCUGAUUUGCAGGACCCUCCUGUGCACAUCACAUUGUGCUACAGUUUUGCAUAUCUGUGCAUAGAGAAGGAUGUGUGCGCACACACAUGUAUGUAUAUAUUCACACUUUCUUCUGGAUCUCAGCCAAUGCUGCAUCAAAUAUCAAAUUUAGGUUAGAAACUAUUCCAAGUCCCAUUGAUCUGAAUGUGCUCAAUGGUUUCCCAUUCAAAUCUGUUGGACUUGUACCUAAUUUUGCCUGGAUUUCCCCCUAAAAAAUAAAAUUAAAAAAAUUUUUUUUGAGGGCUGGGGUUUUGACUCAUUCAUUUUUUUAAAAAAAACACCAAACCAAGCUGGGAAGGUUUAUAGCUGGAAAAGAAAUUUUGAUAUUUUAAAAAUGCAAAAGAGACAAUCCAAAAAGAAGUCCUAGAAACUGGUAACACAAGGAGUUUCCGAUGAAGCAAAGGGGAAUUAAAGAACUCAGUGCAGAGUGGAAGCCUAAGGAAUGUUAAAGGUAAAGGAAAAGGGACCCCUGACCAUUAGGUCCAAUCGUGGCCGACUCUGGAGUUGCGGCACUCAUCUCGCUUUAUUGGCUCAGGGUCAUGUGGCCAGCAUGACUAAGCUGCUUCUGGCGAACCAGAGCAGCGCACGGAAACGCCGUUUACCUUUCCGCCGGAGCGGUACCUAUUUAUCUACUUGCACUUUGACGUGCUUUCAAACUGCUAGGUUGGCAGGAGCAGGGACCGAGCAAUGGGAGCUCACCCCGUCACGGGGAUUCGAACCGCCGACAUUCUGAUCGGCAAGUCCUAGGCUCUGUGGUUUAACCCACAGCGCCACCCAAGGAAUGUCACGAGGCAGUUUAAAAACAAAACAAAGACAACUGGAGUGCAUCCCAGCAGCUAAUUCAUUUUCCUCUGAAGGAUGCUGAACCCAAAGCAGAAGCCGUUUCUGUUUCUAGCAAUUUGCUUUCCACGUAUUUCUGGGCUUGGGUGUCUGGCAGUGCCUGUUCACAGUGCAAUAUCUCAGGGAAACCUUUCUAUAUAGAUGCUUGUUCUUUUUUUCACUGUUUCCUUGUUAUUGUAAUAAAAUCCUGAUUCUGGCUAA